Struthio camelus australis is the source of this 3032-nucleotide messenger RNA. The record is from RefSeq and is a predicted model, not a curated record. Lineage: Eukaryota; Metazoa; Chordata; Aves; Struthioniformes; Struthionidae.
AUGCGCGGGAGCAGCGGAAGAGCUGUUGCCUGCAUCAUUGUGCUGGAGUUAUCGCUCUGUACCCUCAUGAAGUUUGUUGAGUUGGAGGCAGAACAUCCUUUGAUCAAAGAGGAGUGGAAAGGGGGGUUCACUUUUCCUCGGGAACUUCUUAAGGUAGUUGUUGAUGGAUUAAUUCCCUUAAAUGAGGAUGCUUCGCUCCUGAUCUCUCGCUUCCAAGAAUAUAUGGAGUAUGACGAUAUUCGGUACUUUGUGAUGAAGGCAGUCACUGAGAGUAUUGGACAAGUCAUGCAGAAGACGAAAGAGAGGCCGCUGCCAUUAUACCAGCAGAACAUAUUUUCCCUCAUUUCACCUAUUAACAUGCCAAACAAAGAGCGCGACAUGGUCAAGUUUAUGGUGAAGCAAGGUAACCGGGAGGAGUGGAAAGUGUCAAAGCUGCAGGCACACAAGCAGGCAUUUGAAAAGAUGUGGCUCAGUUUUCUGAAGCACAAGCUACCGAUUGGCCUUUACAAAAAAGUUCUUGUUAUUCUGCAUGACUCCAUUCUGCCUUAUAUGAAUGAACCCACUCUCAUGAUAGACUUCCUGACAGUGGCCUAUGGUAUGGGUGGAGCAAUCAGUCUCCUAGCCUUAAAUGGAUUAUUUAUUUUGAUUCAUCAGCAUAAUCUGGAAUAUCCAGACUUUUACAAAAAGCUGUAUAGUCUUUUGGACCCUUCUAUAUAUCACGUGAAGUAUCGAGCCCGAUUUUUCCAUUUGGCUGAUCUGUUUUUGUCUUCGUCUCACUUGCCAGCAUACCUGGUAGCAGCAUUUAUAAAGCGCCUCUCCCGGCUGGCCCUCACUGCUCCUCCUGAAGCUCUGCUCAUGGUCGUUCCUUUCAUCUGUAAUCUCUUUCGGAGGCACCCAGCGUGCAAAGUGUUAGUACACAGACCUGAUGGGCCAGAAGAUUUGUCAGAAGAUCCAUAUAUUAUGGAGGAGGAGGAGCCAUCUGAAAGCAGGGCUUUGGAAAGCUCCCUCUGGGAGCUACAGUCUCUACAAAACCAUUAUCACCCAGAUGUGGCCCAAGCAGCUGCUAUCCUGAACCAGUCGCUGUCAGAAAUAGAGGAUGACAUAUCAGGGCUCUUGGAGCUCUCUGCUUAUGAGCUUUUUGAUAGAGAAGUAAAGAAAACAACCACUGAUGUACCCCUGGAGUUUGAGCCAGUGAGAGGUUUGUUUGGGAAGAAGAAUGAUAUCUUUGCGGAGCACUUUACCUUAGAGUGAUGUGAUCGCUAAUAAACACGUUUGCACAACUGAUUGACCCUGGGGACAUGCACAAAGCACGCCUGCUGUACUGAGUGGUUUCUGGCUUUGAAAUAUCUCCAAGUGGUGAGAGCUGGACCGCUUGAGAAAUUGUGCCUUCUUUAGAGACCUGUGCCAGCACCCACAGAUGGACUUUUCCUUUUGUUCUUGUUUCUCGCUCUAGCAGAUUGCUGCCUGAUGCUUGGGAGGGACUUUCCCUCUGAGCAGAGUUUUCUGGAAAUGUUCAUGUCUGGGAUUCCAGCACUUUUCUCUGAGGUGGCUGGUGCUGGCUGUGAGGACAGACCAUCCUGCUGCCCUCAUAAGGGACUGAGGGAAGGUGUGGCCUCUGGCUACUGCUCUUGUUUUCUAGCUGUGUUAGUUUUGCACUAGAGCUGGCAACCUGCUUGUAGCAAGUGAUCUCAGUGUGUAGCUAUAAACACCUGGUGAUAUUCUAGUUAUAAAUAUUUUAUACAUACUUUUAAACUCACCUCUUGAGAGAGAUGUUUAACUUCCGUGUACUGGUCUUAAUACUCCCGUGUUCCAGGCGCUGCAUGCUUAGGUAGGUCAAAAACAACUCACAGAUUAUGCUCAAUAAUUCCAUCUAUGAUGUGUCGCCUAUGUUCCUUCACAUGCAUCUGUCUCAUUCUGUAAAGUUGCCUAAUUUGGAAAUGUUCAUGAGCUUUGGAAACGAGCAUAAUCUUGGUGAUUGCUAUAAGGAUCUACCUGCUCAACUGGAGUGCAGUGGGAGGUAGGUCUAAUCCUUGAUUUUUGCUUUGGAACGAUAAGCAGCUUAAUGUAGUUUUGCUUGCAGCUUGCAAGCGUUGUACGAACUGUGCCCAAGUAUACCCAGGUGCCAAUCAAGUUUUAACUAGCUUCCACUAAUACUAGGUGGCUUUAUUAAUUUGUUUUUUCCCUGUAUUUCCAAAAGUGAUGCAGAAAUUCCUUCUGAUUGUGUUUCCCGAGAUGUUCAGUGUUCUGUCUUGGUUCUGGAUGCACUCCUUGUUAAGAAUGCAGGUAGACUCACUGAGCACUUGUUUCCUCUUAUCAUUUUUAAUAGUUUAUUCUUUUCUCUCUAGACUUUAACUCCAUUUACAAUAUUAUGAAAUCAUAAUUUGUAAAGGAGAAAAAUACAGUCAAGAAAGUGAAGCCAAAGCAAACUAUUUUCUGGCAGAUGAGGCUGCUUAAGUCAAGGAAAACUGCAGCUGUUGUAAAGACACUAAGUGUUAAAUUUUCUUCAUCCCUUGUUUUCAGGCUAUCCAAACAAUAAAUAGGUAAAGGACCAUGUAUUUGCAAUGAAAUCGUUUUCUCAUCAGGUCUUGGACAUGCCUCCAGAGUACAGAGCUGUAUCCUCUGUUUUUUCUCUGAUACUUUUGAAUUCAACUGGGGGGGUUUCGGGAUCCGUAGCCACUUUUUUGAAAAUUCCACUCUCUGUUGUUCUGCUUUGUGAAAAAGCAGGACUGUCCCCUCCCUGGCCAGCCUGCUUUUCUUUAUCCUUUGACUUAUGGUGUCUGGUAGGAAGGUAGAGUGGUUGAGAUCCUAGCUUGCAACUUGAGAGACCUCAGUUCAAGGUCACCCAAAGCUUUGUGUUUCAGCUCUAAAAUGCAUUUCCCUCUAUCGUAUCUAUGUUGUGUGUAUGUGUUUAUUAAACGUUUUGAAGUGCUCUAAUAGUAAUGAGGACCACCUAAGUACCUUUGGAAGAUGUAUAUACUUGUACCAUCUUUCAGAUUGAAUAAUAUACCUUGGAAAUAUAUAUAUUGAAUACA